This is a messenger RNA of Arachis duranensis, 1862 nucleotides long. Its product is annotated as AAA-ATPase At5g17760. NCBI's taxonomy places the organism in Eukaryota, Viridiplantae, Streptophyta, Magnoliopsida, Fabales, Fabaceae. The record is from RefSeq and is a predicted model, not a curated record. The transcript is spliced from 2 exons. Bases 86 to 1609 code for a protein of 507 amino acids. Gene Ontology annotation, molecular function: ATP hydrolysis activity; ATP binding.
CUCUAAAAUUAGUGAGAUAUAUAUUGAUGGAGCAAGAGAGUGAAGUGAAGAGAGUCCCUCGUCUUAGAGAAUCAGAAGGAUAAGCAUGUUUUCCCAAAGAGAGAUGCCAUCAGCGUCAUCAAUGUUCUCCGCAUAUGCAUCGAUGGCAGCAUCCAUGAUGCUGCUGCGAUCAAUGGCGAACGAGCUCAUUCCGCAGCCAAUUAGAGGCUACAUCCUGAAUGCCUUCCACUACUUAGUGAAGCCGAGAUCCCAGUCGCUGACCCUGGUGAUCGAGGAAUCCAACGGCAUAGCACGCAACCACGUGUACGAUGCAGCCGAGGCCUACUUGUCCACCAGAGUGAGCCCCGACAACGAGAGGCUCAAAAUCUGCAAGAGCCCCAAGGAGAAGAAGCUCACCAUCCGCCUCGAAAAGGGGGAGAAGCUGCUGGAUCUGUACGACGGCGUGUCCCUCCGCUGGAGGUUCAUCUGCGCCGAGUCCGACAAGAAUGCCCCCAGCGAGAACACCAGUAUUAGUAGCAACGUAUCGGUGAGGUCGGAGAAGCGCUACUUCGAGCUGAGUUUCCACAAGAAGCACAAGCAAAUGGUGUUGGAGUCUUAUCUGCCUUUCGUUCUCGAGAAGGCGAAGGAGAUGAAGGACGACGAGAGGGUUCUGAAGAUGCAUACUCUCAACACUUCUUACUGUUACGGUGGUGUGAAGUGGGAUUCCAUCAAUCUGGAGCACCCUUCCACUUUCGAGACGCUGGCUAUGGACUCGGAGCAGAAGGAAGCCAUCAUGGAGGACCUCAACAGGUUCGUGAAGAGGAGGGAGUUUUACAAGAGAGUCGGGAGGGCGUGGAAGCGUGGCUACUUGCUCUAUGGACCUCCGGGGACUGGAAAAUCAAGCUUGAUUGCUGCCAUGGCUAAUUACCUCAAGUUUGAUAUCUAUGACUUGCAGCUUGCUAACAUAGUCAGGGAUUCCGAUCUCAGAAAGCUGCUGCUGGCAACUGCCAAUAGGUCCAUUCUUGUAAUCGAAGACAUUGAUUGCAGCGUCGAUCUUCCCGAGCGUCGCCAUGUCGAUCAUCACCAUCAUCAUGGACGUAAACAAACCGAUGUACAGUUAACAUUGUCCGGAUUGCUGAACUUCAUAGAUGGGCUAUGGUCAAGCUGCGGGGACGAGAGAAUCAUCAUAUUCACGACGAACCACAAGGAAAGGCUAGACCCUGCUCUUCUCAGACCCGGAAGAAUGGACAUGCACAUUCACAUGUCCUACUGCUCCUUCCAAGCCUUCAAGAUCCUUGCCUCCAACUACCUGGACAUCUCGUCCGACCACCACCACCUCUUUCCGGAGAUCGAAGGGCUGAUCGAGGACACUCAGAUCACCCCUGCUCAUGUGGCAGAGGAGCUGAUGAAGAGCGAAGACGCCGACGUGGCCCUCCAAGGAUUCGUGAAGCUCCUCAAGCGGAAGAAGAUGGAAGGUGAUGUUUGCGAGAACGAUGAUCCGGAUAACAAAGCUGAACCGGCUACUAAGCAAUCUAAGAAGCGCAAGGUUGCUUGCAAGCAAAAGAAAACUGUAGCUGCUGCUGGUACACAGAGAAGGACAAGAAGGCUUAGAAGAGGCUCUAGUUUGUAAAUUGUUGUAAUCAACUUGCUUGCUGCUGCUACUUAUUGUAUGUAUUUAUAAAAUAAAAUUUGCUGAUCAAUCAUCUAGGAUUAUUAAUUUUCUACUUUUUUUUUAGUUUAUUUUCCAUCUAAGAGAAGAUGAUGAAAAAGAGAGGCAGAGUUUGAGGUAAGUGGACAUGUUUAUGUAUUGUAUGGAUGUAGUGAUGACAUUGAUUCACGGGUUACAUCUAAUUCAAAUAGAAAGCCUCCUCUGUAUGUGUACA